Messenger RNA from Periconia digitata, 780 nucleotides. NCBI's taxonomy places the organism in Eukaryota, Fungi, Ascomycota, Dothideomycetes, Pleosporales, Periconiaceae. The record is from the annotation of a GenBank genome assembly.
AUGUCUUCAGAAUGCUGCAAAACAGGCUUCAACUGGACCGCCACACCCACAGGCACAGAAACCACAAUCACCGCCUCCCUCACCACCCCGUCCUCGACAAUAAACACCUACGUGACGGGGUCCUCCAAGACCGCCGCCCUCCUCAUGAUCCACGACAUCUUUGGUUGGACCUUUUCCAACUUGCGCAUCUUGGCUGAUCAGUUUGCCGAGGAACUGGGCGUUACUGUUUUUUUGCCUGAUUUUUUCGACGGCGAGGUUGUCGAUCCCAGCACGCUCGAAGACCCGGUUAAAAGGGAGAAAUUCAAUAUCCCAGAAUUCAUAGGCCGGAAUUCAAAAGAGAUUCGGUUUCCGGCCAUGGAGGCCGUCGCUCGCAAGCUCAAGCAGGAUUACGGGAAAGUGGCCACAAUAGGCUACUGCUACGGCGCAUGGGCGUGCCUCCAACUCUCCGCCCUCACCACCUCUCCUACUUCAACUUCACCGACUCCACUCAUCGCAGCAACAUCCAUCGCGCACCCCUCCCUCCUCACCCCCGCCGAACUCGACGCCGUCCGCUCCCCGCUGCAAAUCAUCGCCCCCGAGCACGACCCAGCCUUCACGCCUGACCUCAAGAAAUACGCAAACGAAGUCGUGCCGACGCUCGGCGUGGCGUACGAAUAUAUUUAUUUCCCGGGGUUGACGCAUGGGUUUGCUGCCAAGGGGGAUCGCGGGGACGAGGCGCAGAGGAAAGGGCUGGAGAAGGCGAGGAGGGAUGCUGUGGGGUUUUUGGGGGAGUUUUUGUAG